Molecule: messenger RNA, 2546 nt
Organism: Alosa alosa (allis shad)
Lineage: Eukaryota; Metazoa; Chordata; Actinopteri; Clupeiformes; Clupeidae
Gene: pdia2
Product: protein disulfide isomerase family A, member 2
Biological process (GO): protein folding; response to endoplasmic reticulum stress
Cellular component (GO): endoplasmic reticulum
Molecular function (GO): protein disulfide isomerase activity
Source: RefSeq, a predicted model, not a curated record
AUGGAGGGAGACAGUCUAACAUCUGGGGCAGACACCCACAGACGUGGCUGCUACCGCAGCCUCUAUCGCUUCAUUUGCUUGAGGCGGCCGGGGACGAGCGGAGCGACGCUGACGGAGGGCGAGGAAGAAGAAGAGGAGGAAGAGGUGAAGAAGGAGAAGACAGAAGAGAUCACGGAGGAGGAGGGCGUCAUGGUGCUGCACAUUUGAGAUCUCUUUGAUGCCGCGGUGAACAAGUACCUGCUGGUGGAGUUCUAUGCCCCGUGGUGCGGUCACUGUAAGCAGUUGGAGCCGGUGUACGCGCAGGCGGCUGCGGAGCUGAAGAACUCGUCGGCGGAGGCGCGCUUGGCCAAAGUGGACGCUACGCAGGAGAAGGAGCUGGCCGAGGAGUUCGAGGUGCUCAGCUUCCCCACGCUCAAGUUCUUCACCGACGGACGACGCGCCAACGCCACCGACUUCAGCGGUAAACGGACAGUACAGGGCAUCCUGCAGUGGCUGAACAGGAGAAUGGGACCAAGUGCAACUUCCCUUACCACCACAAGGGCGCCUGAGUCCAUAGAUGCCAAUAACGUCACAAUUGUGGGCUUCUUCAAGUCUCUGGACGCAGAAGCGGUGAAGGUGUUCUAUGAUGUGGCCAUGGAUGUGGUGGACGUUAACUUUGGCAUUGUGAGCAGUCCCAAGAUAUUCAAGCACUCCUGGCCCGAGGACACUGUGGUUCUGAGUUUUCGAAAGUUUGAUGACAAGCGUGCAGACCUGCUAGUCACAGAGAAGCUUGAGAAAGAUGAGGUUGUCACUUUCAUCAGAGACAACGCACUGGAACUGGUCAUCGAAUUCAACGAGCAGAACGCUGAGAAGAUCUUUGGCUCUAAGGUCCACAACCACAUCCUGAUUUUCCUCAACACCACGCUGGAGACCCACAAUGCAUUGCUCUCCGAGUACAGAGACGUCGCCAGCAUGUUUAAGGGCAAGGUCCUCUUCAUCCUGAUUGAUGUGAAUGGGGCGGUCUCUCAUGUGAUGAAGUACUUCGGCCUAUCAGAGAGCGACGCUCCGGCCGUGCGUCUCAUCAACACCGACACGGUGAAAAAAUAUGCCAUACCAACAGGGGGCGACAUCACCAUGGAAACACUCAAGUCUUUCUGCCAGGGCGUGCUGGACGGAGACAUCAAGCCCCAUAUGAUGAGCCAGGAGGUUCCGGAGGACUGGGACCAGAAACCUGUGAAGGUUCUAGUCGGGAAGAACUUUCAGUCGGUCGUCUUCGAUGAGACCAAGAACGUCUUUGUGGAGUUCUAUGCCCCGUGGUGCGGUCACUGUAAAGAACUGGCCCCUAUUUGGGACCAGCUGGCAGAGAAGUACAAAGACCGUGAUGACAUCAUUAUCGCCAACAUGGACGCCACAGCCAAUGAGGUGGAGGGAGUGAGCGUGUCGGGGUUUCCCACCCUGAAGUAUUUCCCUGCAGGGGCCGAGAAGAAGGCCGUGGACUAUACAGGGAAGAGGGACCUGGAGACGUUCUCCAAGUUCCUGGACAAUGGAGGCGUGCUUCCUGAGGAACCGGAGGAGGACGAGAAUGAGGACGAGGAAGAUGAAGACAAAGAUGAAGAUGAAGACGAGGACACAGAAGAAGCUAAUGACACAACCAAGGAUGAGCUGUGAAAACACACACACACACAGAAUUUAUUCUUGUUAUGAUUCAAUACAAACAUACAAACACACACAUACAAACACACACAUAAUUUAUUCUCAGUAUUAACCAAAACACACACACAUGGGUUUUAUCAACUAGUCAACUGGUUGACUAUUAAAAUCACUAGUCCAUGUUGUAGGCAGCAGUCCACAGCACUGUAAAAGUCAACAGUUGUGAAACCUCUAGCACACACACACGCACACACACACACACACACACACACACACUCACACAGACUGUUGAAUUGAAUUCUUCAGUAUUGAAUCAUCAUGCUCAUCUGAAUCUGUUGUUUGAUGGAGAUCUGUUUUUGUUUCAAUCAUUUAUAUGAAUCUUAAAUCAUGAAAUCAUGACUAUUAGAAUCUUAAAUCAUGAAAUCAUAAAUCUUAAAUCAUGAAUUAUGAAUCUUAAAGGCACCCUUAACAGUUUUCUUUUUACCUUAACAUCAAUUUAACGUUGACAUAAAAUCAAUUUGAUGUCACAUAACCUCAUAACAUGACAAACGGCGCUUCUGCCAGCUGCGCUCUGUAGGCGAUGACCGACCUAGCAACCAUAGACCUAGCAAUCAUAGACCUAGCAAUCAUAGACCUAGCAAUCAUAGACCUAGCAACUUCCUAGUUUUGAGUAGGAAACUGCCCCCCCCUUCUCGAAACGCAAAAGAGCUGCCAUGCUGCAGGAAUUCUGAGAUCUUUUUCUACAGACUGUUGUCGGUGCAUUCCAUCAAUGUUUUAUCGGAGUUGAGUUCAUACUUUGUUGCAAAAGAUCCAUAUUUAGUUCAUUUAUUAUUACGCUUCUCAACACACCAACAUUUUGGGAAAUCAGCUUAUUCACCAUCUCCCCCAGUGUUAGAUAAGAUGAUACAUACCCACAG